CCUUUUCGGUGUCGGAGCGGCUGCUGAGCGGGUGCGUGUGAGCGGCGCUGCGGGCGGAGGGGCGGCGGGAGAGCGGCGCUGCGCUAAUACCUAGGUGCCAUCAUGCAGAUCUUUGUGAAAACCCUCACGGGCAAAACCAUCACACUCGAGGUAGAGCCCAGUGAUACCAUAGAAAAUGUCAAAGCCAAGAUCCAGGAUAAGGAAGGAAUCCCCCCUGAUCAGCAACGUCUGAUUUUCGCCGGGAAGCAGCUGGAAGAUGGUCGCACUCUGUCCGACUACAACAUUCAGAAAGAAUCAACUCUGCAUCUGGUGCUUCGCCUGAGAGGUGGUGGAAUGGAUCCCUCCCUCCGUCUUCUUGCCAUGAAAUACAACUGCGAGAAAAUGAUCUGCCGCAAAUGCUAUGCCAGGCUUCACCCCCGAGCAUCGAACUGUCGUAAGAAGAAGUGCGGCCACACAAACAAUCUGCGCCCCAAGAAGAAGCUGAAGUAACCUGCGAGUUGGGGCCGGGCACGCUGACUCCUCUGCCACAUUGUGUUCUGUGCAAAAUUUCCAAUAAAACCUGCUAGCAUUGCACUUCA
Molecule: messenger RNA, 578 nt
Organism: Callorhinchus milii (elephant shark)
Lineage: Eukaryota; Metazoa; Chordata; Chondrichthyes; Chimaeriformes; Callorhinchidae
Gene: uba52
Product: ubiquitin A-52 residue ribosomal protein fusion product 1
Exons: 5
Coding region: 103-489 (128 amino acids)
Biological process (GO): protein ubiquitination; modification-dependent protein catabolic process; translation
Cellular component (GO): cytoplasm; nucleus; ribosome
Molecular function (GO): protein tag activity; structural constituent of ribosome; ubiquitin protein ligase binding
Source: RefSeq, a predicted model, not a curated record